This is a messenger RNA of Schistocerca nitens (vagrant locust), 788 nucleotides long. It is a transcript of the gene mRpL12, whose product is annotated as 39S ribosomal protein L12, mitochondrial. Gene Ontology annotation, biological process: translation; mitochondrial transcription. The record is from RefSeq and is a predicted model, not a curated record. Lineage: Eukaryota; Metazoa; Arthropoda; Insecta; Orthoptera; Acrididae. Gene Ontology annotation, molecular function: structural constituent of ribosome. The coding region runs from base 121 to 678 and encodes 185 amino acids. Gene Ontology annotation, cellular component: mitochondrial large ribosomal subunit; ribosome. The transcript has 4 exons.
UACUCGAUAGUCUUCAGUCGAUACUACAUAUGGCUGUCGGAUGUUAGUUUGUUUUCGUUGAAAGUGCCGGUGCACAGAAAAGAAUAACUUUAUACUAAUUUUACUGUUAAUUUUGAAGGGAUGCAGAGUGGAAAAAUAUUUUUUCGAGGCACAAUCAGGCAUUGGCGAUGCUUUUCAAGACGGAGUGUUAUCUAUCAGGCUUCACAACCUGAAGUACAUGUUGAGGGGAAGAUAGUUCCUCCACAUUCAGAAGGUGCUGUAAAACCACUUUCACCAAAAAUUGAGGAACUUGUUACAUCAAUAUCAAGACUUAAUUUACUAGAAGUUGCUGAAUUGAGUGAAGCUCUAAAAAAGCGACUAAAUUUACCUGAUGCACCACUUAUGCCUGUUGGGGCAGUUGGUGCAUUUCCUGGAGCUUCACAAGCAGAGGAUGAUGAAUCUAUGGCAGCAAAAACAGUAAAGACAAGUUUUACUGUCAAACUUUUACAGUUUGAUGAAAAACAGAAAGUUGCUCUCAUCAAAGAAGUUAAGAACUUACUUGAAGGAAUGAACUUAGUUCAGGCUAAAAAGUUUGUUGAGAGUGCUCCAGUUGUUGUAAAAGCAGACAUUGGGAAGGAUGAAGCAGACAAAUUGAAAGAAGCUUUAUCAAAAGUUGGGGCUACAUGUGAAAUAAGUUAGGUGUGAAGAACUCUUCCGGAAAUUAUAACUCUCUGUGAAGAGUUUCCUUUUGUGAAAUUUGUGUAGUUUGUGUAAUUGUUAAUAAAGUAUUUUUCUUUUGUACUGUUGAA